AUAGAGUCCUACACAUCUGAUCCCUUGGUCUACCACGGUGGCAUGAAGGUGUCCUUCGUCAUCCAGCUGAUGAAUGCCAUUGCCAGAAUUGAGCGAGCUCUGCCCAAGCUGACGUUGCCCAUCCUGGUGCUACACGGCUUCAAGCUCUGCGACAUCAAAGGGUCCUAUUUCCUGAUGGAAACAGUGCAAAGUCAGGACAAAACGCUCAAGGUCUAUGAGGAAGCCUACCAUGCCCUCCACAAAGAGCUGCCCGAGGUCUCUACCUCUGUCUUCACAGAAAUACUGACAUGGAUCGGCCAGAAGGUGUCGGCCGCUGGGGAAGCCAGCCAGGCUUAA
This is a messenger RNA of Nestor notabilis (Kea), 336 nucleotides long. RefSeq names its product monoglyceride lipase (gene MGLL). Gene Ontology annotation, cellular component: membrane. NCBI's taxonomy places the organism in Eukaryota, Metazoa, Chordata, Aves, Psittaciformes, Psittacidae. The transcript has 2 exons. The annotation marks the transcript as partial. Gene Ontology annotation, molecular function: lipase activity. The record is from RefSeq and is a predicted model, not a curated record.